This is a messenger RNA of Clupea harengus (Atlantic herring), 653 nucleotides long. It is a transcript of the gene h2ax, whose product is annotated as H2A.X variant histone. Gene Ontology annotation, cellular component: nucleosome. The record is from RefSeq and is a predicted model, not a curated record. Gene Ontology annotation, molecular function: structural constituent of chromatin; protein heterodimerization activity; DNA binding. Lineage: Eukaryota; Metazoa; Chordata; Actinopteri; Clupeiformes; Clupeidae.
UAUAAAUCCAAUGCAGCAGUUCUUCCGGGUAACACACAGAGACACUUCAGCUUUUGACCUAAGGCUCCUAAAGGCUUGAAUAACUACGACUAUGUCUGGAAGAGGGAAAACCGGAGGAAAGGCCCGCGCUAAGGCCAAGACCAGAAGUUCCCGCGCCGGACUACAGUUCCCCGUCGGCCGUGUCCAUCGUCUGCUAAGGAAAGGGAACUAUGCUGAACGUGUUGGCGCCGGUGCUCCUGUAUACCUGGCUGCUGUCCUCGAAUACCUCACCGCUGAGAUUCUUGAGUUGGCUGGAAACGCCGCCAGGGACAACAAGAAAACCCGUAUAAUUCCCCGUCAUCUACAGCUGGCUGUUAGGAACGACGAGGAGUUGAACAAAUUGCUUGGCGGCGUGACCAUCGCACAGGGUGGUGUGCUCCCCAACAUCCAAGCCGUGCUGCUGCCCAAGAAAACUGGACAGGCUGCCCCAAGCUCGGGGAAGGCGGGCAAGAAGGGUGCUUCACAGUCUCAAGAGUAUUAGACGGCGUGGUCUGGACUCUGAAUCCGUAAAGGCCUGCUUGGUGCCUGGUCAUGUGUCUCGGUUUCUCGUGGCUUUUGUGUUUGUCGUGCUUUUAUAUCUAGUCUAUACAUUAAACAAUACUUUUUUAUAGAAA